This is a messenger RNA of Anthonomus grandis grandis, 1832 nucleotides long. It is a transcript of the gene Arp6, whose product is annotated as actin-related protein 6. Gene Ontology annotation, cellular component: Swr1 complex. The coding region runs from base 119 to 1783 and encodes 554 amino acids. Gene Ontology annotation, molecular function: nucleosome binding. The transcript has a single exon. NCBI's taxonomy places the organism in Eukaryota, Metazoa, Arthropoda, Insecta, Coleoptera, Curculionidae. The record is from RefSeq and is a predicted model, not a curated record.
UUAACCUCAAUCUUAUAACUUGUCAAAAACGAAUUUAAAAUAACAAAGCCUAUAGAUUUAAAUCUUUUAAAAACAUUCCCGGUUUUACAAUAAUUGAAGCAAAUCAUUCACUAACAACAUGAACGAUUGGGAAAUAAAACAACCCCGAAUAAAGAGGCGUCGAAGUAGUGGAACUCGAGACGUCCCAAUCAAUCCAAAACCACCUAAAGUCCCCAGUUUGAAAGCACUAAUUGUCGACAAUGGUGCUUAUUCAAUUAAAAUUGGAUACUCCAAAGAUGAGGAACCGCGUGUUAUUCCCAACUGUAUCAUGAAAGCUAAAUCGGAACGUAAGAGGCUUUUUAUCGGACAACAAAUUCAAGAAUGCAGAGAUUGCUCAGGGUUGUACUUUCUAUUGCCUUGUGAAAGAGGAUACAUCACCCGCUGGGAGGUGCAGAAGCCUGUAUGGGAUAACAUCUUUAGUAAGAACGUUUGCCCUAUAGAGGAAAAUCCAGUGGUCAUAACACAACCAUUAUUUAACUUUAAAUCAAUCCAGGACUGUACUGAUGAGAUAUUUUUUGAGGAGUAUGAGGUGCCCAGCCUGUUUAGGUGCCACCCAGCGGAUUUGGCCUAUUUAAAUUAUGCUAAGGAGCAUAAACUUAAUAAAACCAAUCCCUGUUUAGUUAUAGAUUCUGGUUAUAGCUUUACACAUAUUGUUCCAUACAUUAAAGGCAAUAAGUUCCUAAGGGCAAUUAAAAGAGUAAAUGUAGGAGGCAAACUUUUAACAAAUCACUUGAAAGACAUCAUUUCUUAUAGACAAUAUAAUGUAAUGGAGGAAACAUAUGUCAUAAAUCAAGUAAAAGAAGAUACUUGCUAUGUUUGCAAAGAUAUAAAGCAAGAACUUGCCGAAGCCGCAAAACCAUCAAGCUCAAACUCCAUAGUUAAAAACUAUGUGCUACCAGAUUUCAAUGUAAUUAGAAGAGGUUUUAUUCAGGAAUUAAACAAGGAUGGUCCAAAAAGUGAACUAGAAGAAAGUUAUCAAAUAUUAAGGCUUAAUAAUGAAAGAUUUGUGGUGCCAGAAAUCCUAUUUCAUCCUUCAGACAUUGGUAUGAAAAGUAUGGGCAUUGCUGAAGCAGCAGUCAAGUCGAUUUUUUCUUGUCCCAAAGAGCACAGGGAGUUGUUAGCUAAUCACAUAAUUUUGGUAGGUGGUAACUGCAAAUUUCCAGGUUUUAAGGAGAGAAUGUAUGCAGAAUUAAGAUCUCUACUGCCAGACAGCUGGGAAGUUAAUAUAUUUCAGCAUGAAGAUCCCUUGACUUAUGCAUGGAAAGGUGGCAGUGCCUUAUUAAGAACCCACGAUUUUAAAAGUAAUUUGGUGACAAAACAGGACUAUGACGAACUUGGGUCCUCAAUAAUUCAGGAAAGGUUUAACUGCUUUAUGCUGGAUGAUAGAGAGUUAGAGCAAGAUAACAAAAAACCUAUGGAGCAAACUUAUCAGUAUUUACCCAAUUUAAAGAGCUGUGGCAUUUUUGGAAAAUUUGAACCGCAGCCUAACACUGAGGAAUCCAAACUUGAUAUUGAAGAACAAUCAUGUGGCAGAGGGGAAGGCAAUAAAGAAGAUAAUGGGGAGGAUAUAACUCAGGAAAUUGAAGAGGAAAAAACAACCAGGAGAGGACCAGGGAGGAUGAAAAAGGGAUUUGAAGAGGAGUUGUUCAUGCCUGAUGUGUUUAAAGAAGAUGAUGAAGAACAAGACUUUGACUUGACACAAAAUUCACAGCUUUUUCCAUUUGGAACUAUGUCUUAUUUGUAAAUAUAUUGUGUGUGUUAUAAGUGAGAAUAAAUUUAUAUUUUUAUACUGC